ACAAUUGUUAAACAUUUCAUCACGGAUACCUUUCAGUGUGAUACAUAAAAGUUUAAAACAUCUCUCCUUACAUAGAAAAGGGAAGAACAUGAAUAUAGAUGGACUAUUUUGGCUCUCUUUUUUUGUAGUUGUAAAUAGUUUUAAUGUUGAUGUUAAAAAUACGUUAACAUUUUCUGGGCCUGAAAAGUCUUAUUUCGGAUAUAGUGGAAUAUUACAAGAUAAUUGGAUGAUGAUUGGCGCCCCUAAAGAUAAUCUGACGAGUGAGUCUAGUCUAGUUUCUCCUGGCGUCGUGUAUAGGUGUCCUGUCGACUUCACAGUAUCCACUGUCCCACAGUGUACUCAACUACCCAUCAGUACAUCAGAAACACAUACUCAAGACAAUCAAUUUCUCGGAGGAAGUAUGGUUGAUAUAAACGGAAAUAUAGUGGUUUGUGCUCAUCUAUGGAAAUUUCCCGGCUUUGUCGAAUAUACUGUUGGUCGUUGUCACGUGAUCAAGAGAACAAACGUGGAUACCAAUCGUGGGUUCCCAUUCACUUCUAGUGAUUUGUAUUCUAGAAAUGGCUAUAUUGCUGCAUUUGGUAUGAUCGGAUUUAGCAUUGCCAGAUCUAAGAAGAGACCUGUGGCUAUCUUAGGUGCUCCAGGAAUGAAUGAUAAAGGUGGAUAUGUGAGUUUCAACGUAAGCCAGUCUGGGUAUCACAUCUACAAAGCAGAGGAUGGUCAAGACACUAAAUCUUUUGAACAGCAGUCUUAUAUGGGAUAUUCAAUAGCUGUAGGACAUUUUUCUGGGUUAUUCAGCUGUAAUAAUGAUCACAUAUUGAUGGGCAUGCCAAGUUUUGCAAGUAGUACAGAUGGUCAUGUGGGCUCGGUAGUGUUAGUAUGUGGAUUUGACUUGAACAUGGACAUUUCAAAGCAAUUCUUUGGAAAACAGAUAGGUUCAGGGUUUGGAUACAAUGUUAUUGUCUGUGAUUAUAAUGGAGAUGGGAAGGAUGACAUAAUGGUCGCAGCACCAUUUCAGUAUUUAGAACGGAAUCCUGUAGCUACUGCUGACACUGGAGCGGUGUAUAUCUUCCUUGGAACUGGAAAUAUGGACAUUUUGAAUCCAAUAAAUGCUACACUGUCUGGUGACAAUAUCCCUGGUGGUAGAUUUGGAACUUCCAUGGUAAAUCUUGGUGAUAUAAAUGCAGAUGGUGUGGAUGAUAUAGCAAUAGCUGCUCCAUACGAGGCAUCUGGUGUAGUCUACAUAUACAGCGGAAAAUCUGGUGAAGUCAAGAUGAAAUAUUCACAGAAAAUAUACGGAAAAAAUAUUGAUUCCGGAAUGAAGAAUUUUGGUUUGUUUAUAAGCAACUCGCAUGAUAUGGAUUCAAACUUAUAUUCAGACUUUACAAUAGGUUCGCCAAUUGCCAAUAAAAUGAUAUUAUUCCGGUCUAGACCAGUUGUAGUCGUCACACCCCGUAUGCAGAUAUUACCUUCUCCAAUUCCACUUAAUUCUAGUGCACUCGAUUGCUCUGAUGGGACUAGCGUGGAACCUUGUACAUCUGUAACCCUAUGUUUUUCAUUCAAUGGAACAAAAUUGGAUUCAGUUGAUAAAAUAGAGGUGAAUUAUCAUCUGCAUGCUGAUACAGACAGAACAAAACAAAGGAAAUCCAACAGAGUUCUUAUUGUUCACAAUUCAACGGCAGUAAGAGAAUUAUACAGACAAAAAUUAAUCAUCACAAAAGGUGGCCAAGUUUGUGAUAUGGUUCAUAUUCGAGUAACUGCAGCUGACAGACAAUUUUUUGCGUCCUUAGAGGAUGACAUGGUUAUCCAAAUGAACUACAGUUUACAAGAAGACUCAAUAUCUGGACAAGUAUUACCAGUCCUCAAUCCUAUUUCAAAAACUAUUGUAUCUGGCAAGGCAAAAUUUCAAACUGGCUGCAAGGGCCAGUGUAAUCCAGAUUUGGUAAUUAACCUACAAACACAACAGCAUAACAUUGUUCAUGGUCAAACUAAACAAUUAAUUAUAACAGUUGUCCUAGAAAACAGAGAUGAACCGGCCUUUGCUCCAAAUGUCAUUGUCAAACAAAGUAAUAACACUAGAUAUGUUGCUUAUCGUGCGCUGCUUCAAAGAGGAUCUGUUCCAGUUGUUUGCGAAGAGGUCAUGGACAAUACAACUAUCAGCUGUAACUGUGGAAAUGUUUUGUAUCAACAACAGAAAGCUAUAUUUCAUCUCAUAUUUGAUGUUUCGAUUGAGUCUUUGCACCAAGGAGAUUUAAAUUCUACAGACAUUCUACUUAAUGUUGAACUGAAUGUUGUAGCUCGUGUUCCUGCAGGUGUGGACAAUAAUAUUGGUAAUAAUGCAGCUCAACUGGCUGUACCCAUUGAGUUUCAUUCAUUAGUACAAGUGACGGGGAAAAGUCAACCAGAGCAAGGAUUUGUUUCCUUUCCAACUAACAAUCUCUCGUUCAUUCAUACUUAUGAAGUAUAUAAUACAGGACCUAGUCCAAUGGUCACAUCAAGAGUGUUUAUAGCGCUUCCGCAAUACAAGAACACCGAGAGGGUCUUGUAUGGAUCCUCCAUAAAAAUUGGUACUAGCAGUAAUACAACUGACUGUAUACUUCUGCCGAUAAACAACUCAACACUAAACCCAAAUAUCAAUGAUGGAAAUGUUAUCACAACACCCAGUUCUACAGGGUCUACAGUAACACCAGUGAAGGAUAUAGUAUGUGAUGACAUAUACGAUAUUAGAUGUCUCCAUAUCAGAUGUUCAUUACAACGGCUGGCUGUUGAUAGAUCUACCAGAAUAACUGUACUGUUUCAAUUAGAUGCAACUAAGUUUAGAUUUAUACAGGAGCAAUCCGUAUAUUUCACUACAACAGCGUAUGUGUUCCCGGCUGAAACAGAUUUUCCAUUCGAACUACUCCGUAAUGACACAACAAAGGUCACUAGCAUAUUAUAUCCUGCAAAAACUGAGCAUGAAGUAGAAUCGAUCAACUUGUGGAUUAUUGUCGGGGGUGUUUUAGCUGGUGUAAUCUUGCUUCUUAUCAUUGGUUUAGUUAUGUGGAAGGUUGGAUUCUUUAAACGGAAGAAGAGGGAACAAGUGAACGAAUAUAAGAGAAAGAGCAAUUAUUAUGAGAAACGAAAAACGCAGAGGCUUGAAAUUGCUAGAUCAAAAGCUUUGUCAAAAGUAAUGUCACGUUCAGAUGAAGUCACCCUCGUGAAACGUAGUUGACAUUUAUUUCAUACAUCUUACCCACAAUAUGCUUCAUAUUUUUGAAAUAAUAUAACGUUAACAUCAACAUUGAUUCAACUAUUGAAUUACUGGUUUUUGUUCACACAUUAAAUACUAUCUGUAGAUUUGUUAAAACUUAUAAAUCUCAAUUCUUGAGUAUAUUUA
Molecule: messenger RNA, 3373 nt
Organism: Mytilus californianus (California mussel)
Lineage: Eukaryota; Metazoa; Mollusca; Bivalvia; Mytilida; Mytilidae
Product: integrin alpha-8-like
Exons: 21
Coding region: 89-3208 (1039 amino acids)
Biological process (GO): cell-cell adhesion; cell-matrix adhesion; cell adhesion mediated by integrin
Cellular component (GO): integrin complex; external side of plasma membrane
Molecular function (GO): integrin binding
Source: RefSeq, a predicted model, not a curated record